AUGAAGAGUCCUGGAUUACCCUCCAUUUGGUCGCUUCUCCUGGCUUCCAUACCAGUGACGGCAAGCCCAGCACAGUCUCCCAACAAGAAUAACGACCAAAUCAUAACCGGUCUGUUCGGCUCGCCAACCUCUGAAGCCCAGAUUGUUAUUCACGAUACAAACGGCCGACCAUCAUGGACAUGGAACGUCAGCAGCGGUAAAAACGUGUCCCCCCAGCUUCGACAGUGUCUACACGAUGCAUGCCGAGGAGGCGGGUGCGCCGUCCCGGAAGUGAAAUGGGCAGAGAACGGGCAGAGCGUCCUCGCCAUCUACGGCUACGGUGCUAUCAUCAUCAACCAUCAUCCCGGACGGGCUGACGAUAAGCAAAUCACCUUUGGGGUGUGUCUCAACCGAGACGGCAUGGAGAACUCCCACACCGUGGAACUGCUUCCCGAUGGGAAAGUAGCCAUCGCCACAACGACGAGCGAAUUGACGGGGAAUAUCAAAAUCUUCAACAGAUGGGGCUCGCAGCCGUUUUCCCAGCCUACCCAGACACUAGAUGGUAUUCCUGCCGUGCACGCCCUCCUCUGGGAACCGGACAACAACCUCCUCUGGGCGGCGGGCAAUGAUAGAUCACCACUGGCUCAAGGCUCAACCAGCAUCCUCAACUCGUACACCUACCAGAAUGGAUGGUUCCAAACCACACCCCAGACGAGGGUGAUUACGCCCGCCGUGCACCUCACGUCAGAAUGGGGCGGCAACACCCCCUGGUGGGAUGGCUCGCAUGCCAUGACGCCUAUUCCUAACCAGCGCAAGCUUCUCAUCUCGACGGACCUGGAUAUCCAUCUCUACGACAUGGACGAGGAUACGUUUGUGCAUGGGAGUGCGGUGCAGGAGGCGCAUCUGCGGGGGUUCCAGGCUCUUGGUGCGAGGGUUGGUAUUGAUGGUGCGAAUCUGCCGAGGUCGGAUAUCAAGAGUGUUAGUUUUUUGGAGAAUGGGCAUGGGCUUUAUGUGCAGGCUGUUUGGAAUGAGACGUAUGGGAAGAGUGUGACUGUUCUUACGGGGGGGUCGAGGCGGAGUAUUUGGAAUCAGAUGCUGUAUCGGGCGAGGUGGUUUGCCGAAACUGUUUGGUGA
Messenger RNA from Pochonia chlamydosporia 170, 1113 nucleotides. RefSeq lists its product as hypothetical. The coding region runs from base 1 to 1113 and encodes 370 amino acids. The record is from RefSeq and is a predicted model, not a curated record. NCBI's taxonomy places the organism in Eukaryota, Fungi, Ascomycota, Sordariomycetes, Hypocreales, Clavicipitaceae. The transcript has a single exon.